Messenger RNA from Plasmodium gallinaceum, 7938 nucleotides. RefSeq names its product conserved Plasmodium protein, unknown function. The transcript is spliced from 2 exons. Bases 1 to 7938 code for a protein of 2645 amino acids. Lineage: Eukaryota; Apicomplexa; Aconoidasida; Haemosporida; Plasmodiidae. The record is from RefSeq and is a predicted model, not a curated record.
AUGAAUUAUGAAGAAGAAAAAGAAAAAAGUAAAAAGUCAAUUACUGUUUAUAAGAACAAAAAAGAUAAAAAAAAAAUAUCUUUUUUUAAUUACUUUGAUGAUUUUAAAAUUAAUUAUACUUUUAGUUCAAGUAAUUGUUCAAACGAAACUAAAAAAUUAAUUAACGAAAAUGAUGCUGAUAAAAAUGAUAUAAAAAAUCUAAUAAAAAUUAUAAGUAACAACUAUAUAGACAAGCAUUUUUAUUUUAAAAAAUUGAGUAUUAAUGAUUUAUAUAAAAUAUUUGUUUAUUCUAAUUUCUUAACGAAAUCUUUAAUUUUAUAUCCUUCGUUAAUCCACUACUUUGAAUACAUAAUUGAAAAACUUAAAAUAACCAAAAAUGAAGGAUGUUUACCAUUGGGAGAUCAAUUUAGUUUUUCUUAUUCUGAUUUAAAGAAAAAUGAAUUAACGUAUAAAAAAAGUUAUAAUGAUCAAAAUUUUAUUAACAGUAAUUCUGAUUUAGUUAAAAAUGAAACUUUAUUAGAAAAUACUGAUAAUAUAUUUUUUUCAAAUAAUGAAGGAAUAAAAAUUUCACCUAAUGAUAUAAUAUCAAAUGUAAGAAAAAAAAGUAAAAGAAAUUUAAUUAUGCAUCAAAAAGAAAAAGAAGAAAAUUUAAUUAGUAGAUUAAAUGAUAAGAAUGAAAUAUAUACAAAAGAUGAAUUGAUUGAAAAAAAAAAUAAAAUAGAUAUAUUAGAAGAAUUAAAAGUAUUAGAUAAAAAUUUUGAUUAUAUUUUGAAUAAACAAGUUGAGCAUACUAAUAAUUAUGCAAAUUACAUGAAACAAGAUUUCUCUUUUAAUGAUGAAUAUAAACAAAUAGACAAACGAAAUAUGUUCCAUAAUGAGAAUUUAAAUAUGAAUAAUACAUAUUCUUUAAAUAAUGUUUAUUCAAAAAACAUGAGCAAUGAAUACAUUAAUAACAAUUUAAAUUAUUCAUUAAAUAAAAUGCAAAAUGGAGUAAAUAACAAUAAUGUUAAUAUGUUAAAUUCCCCAAUAGAUAAAAAUAUUCGUGUUUAUAAAAAUAUAAAUGAAUAUGAUAUUAUUGAAUUAAAAAUAAGUACUUCAUUUAAUAAUAAGUAUAUAUGUAGAUAUAUAGGUAUUCAUAGUGGAAUGACAUUAUAUAAUAUACAUAGAUGUAUAUGUAUAUGUUUAGGAGUAAAAAAAGAAGAUACUGAUAAUUAUUUGCAUGUUUUUAUUUUGAAUAAUGGUAAUAUAUAUGGAAGUGGUAAAAAGUGUAGUGUAAGUAUUAUUAGAAAAAUUCAAAUAAAUACAGAUCGUCAUAUUACUUUUAAACAUAUAAUAAAGACACCAUUAUAUCUUUAUAAAACAAAGGAUAGUAACAAAAAUAAUUUUAAAAAUGAAUUUUUCAUGAAUAAUCAAAGUUCUUUUGACAAUAAGAUUUUCAAUAAUGAUCAAAAUAACUUUAACAAUAUGGAUAAUUUGAAUGAAAUUAAUAACGUUAACCCAAAUAAUAUAAACUUGAACAAUAUGAAUUUUAAUAAUGUUAAUUUAAAUACUACUAAAUUAAAUAAUAUAGACGUUCUUAAUAAUUCAAAUAAUAUUCAAUGUUUUAAUGAAAUAAAUAACGUAAAUAAUUAUGAACUAAAUCAUACCAGAAAUAUCAAUAAUAUAAAAAGUUUAAAUAGUGUUAGAAAUUUAAAUAAUAUCAAUAAUUUAAAUAGAAUGAACAGUAACUUAUAUAAUAAUUUAUGCAAUAAUUUAAAUAAUAAUUUAAAUAAUAAUUUAAAUAAUAAUUUAAAUAAUAAUUUAAAUAAUAAUUUAAAUAAUAGUUUUUUUAAUAAUAAUUUUUUUAAUAAUUAUAAUAUGGAUUAUUUAAAUGAAAUGAACAUGAAUGAUUCUUUAACUGAUAAUUUAUAUAAAAAUAAUAUAAACAUAAAUAUGAAUAAUGAAGAUAUAAAUAACAGCAAUUUAUAUAAUUUAAAUAUAAAUAAUGUUAAUAUAAAUAAUACUUCUAUGCACCAUAAAAAUAUAAGUACAUCAUCUCAUGAUUAUUCUUUAAAUAAAAAUUCACUUCAUUUAGAUUUAGAAAAAAAAAAUAAAAUAAAUAGUAAUGAUCUUUUAAAUCCUAAUAAAACGAAUUCUAAUAGUACAAACGGAGAUAUAAAGAAAACAAAAAAUACUUCUCUAAAUAACUUUAAUAAUUGUAUUAAAGAAAAAAAUAAAAAUGAUCAAAAAUUAAAAGAUGAUAAUAAUAGCAAACAAAUGUAUAAUAUAUCUCAAUCUAAUGAAAAUUCUCUAAAUAAUCAAGAAUUUAUGACUAAAAUUCCAUUAAUAAAUAGAAAUGAAUAUUUAAACAAUAGCAAAGAAGAUAUGUAUCAUCAUAUGUUUAAUGAUCUUUCAUCUAAUGAUAUUUCUUAUAAAAGUUUAAUUCCAUGUGCCUAUAACACAAAGGGAACUAAUCACAAUAGUGAUUCAUUUAAUAAUAAUAUUUAUUUAUUAAAUGAUAUAACUAAUAAUAAUAUAAAUAAUAUAAAUAAUAUGAAAAUUAUUCAAAAUCAGUUAGUUAAUUCAAACUCUUUUUUACCAAUGAAUUCUCCACCUUUUAACAGUAACAUGGAUUCUGAUAAUUUGAAUUUAAAUAAUUUGAAUAUUAAAAAUGAGGAUUUAAGUAAUACAGAUAUUGAGGAUUCUAAUUAUUCUUUUGUCUAUAAUAAUUAUAUAAACAAAAAUACUUCAAAUAAUAUGGUGUCAAUAUAUCCACUGAAUAAUUUAUCUAAUAAUUUUACUAAUAUUAACAACUUAAAUAUGCCAAAUUCUUUUUUAUAUAAGCAAAAAAACGAUUUUGCUAUAAAUUAUAAUUCUUUAAAAGAUAAUUACAACAAUAAUAUGAAUAAUGAAAAUAAUGAUGUAGCAUAUAUAGACUUAAUGAAUAACACUUUUAAUGAACAAAAUUCUGUUAAUAAUAAUGAUUUGUAUAAUUUACCUGAUCCUUCUAUUAAUUCGCAAUACUUUAAUGAAAGUGUAAACAAUUCUGUUAUAAAUAAUAUGAAUUCAUUUAAAAUACAAAAUAUAAAUGAAUGUACAGAUAAUUUAAAAUUUCCCCUCUAUAAUAAUGACAAGAAUUAUAAAUACAAAGAGGAUUUAGUAAAAAUAGAAAAUACGAAACAUAACAAUAAUAAAAAAGAUCUUUUUUUUAAAUUAGAACAUAAUGAUUCUUCUAAUUUUGAUAUACUUAAUGAAGAAAAUUUCAGAAAUAAUGAAGAAGACAUAAUAAAAAAAGAAAAUAAACAUUCUAAAAAUGAUAAUGAAAACGGCUUAAAUCAAAAUAGUGAAAAUGAAAAAAAUAAAAAAUAUGAAUAUCAAAAUAUUAAUGCUAAAUGUGUAAAAGAAGUAAAUGAAAACCAUUUAAAAAAAUAUAAUAUAAAAAAUAGAUGUAAUAGAGAAAAAAUAGAUAAUGAAGGAAUAGAAAAAAUAGAUAAUGAAAGAAUAGAAAAAAUAGAUAAUGAAAGAAUAGAAAAAAUAGAUAAUGAAGGAAUAAAAAAAGAUAAUAACAAUUCAGAAAGUUAUAAAAGUGAUAAAGAAAUAAAAAAUUAUAAAAUUAAAAAAAAAAUAGAAGAAGAAAAGGAUGAUAUGAACUUUGGGAAAAAUGAAUUAAAAUAUAUGAUGGAAAAUAUUGAUUUAGAAUCUAAAAUAAAAAAAAAGAAAAAUAAAAACACUGAACAUAUAGAAGAAUAUAAAGAUAAUGUAAUAAAAAAUGUUGAUAGAUAUACUAGAGAUGUUAAUAACCAAAUGAAUAAUUUAAAUAGUAAUGGCACAUAUGAAAAUGAUGAAAGUGACAGACAAAAAUGUAAAAUGAAAGAUUUUGAUUUAAAUACAAAGAAUGAAUAUGAAGAUAAGCAUAAUAACAAUGAAAAUAAAAAAUACGUUUAUGAAAUGAAAAAAAACAAAGUAAAACUGGAAAAUUCUGCAAGUAAUGAUAGAAAUACAAAAAGUCAAAAUGAACUUUAUUUAAACAUAAGCAACAACAUAAAACAUGUUAAUAAAAUGAUAAAUAAUAUAAAUACUAUUUCUUUAGAUAAUAAUACAAAAAUAACUAGUGAUACAUGUAAUGAAGAAACAUAUCUAAAGGAAAAAGUUAAGUGUGAAAAUUUAUACAACAUUUAUAAUAUUACUUCUUCUAAAAACAAGAAUGAUAAAGAUUCUGAACAAUCCGAAGGUGAUAUCAACGAGUAUAAUUUAAGUAAACAGAAUAUUAAUGAAGAUUUUUUUUAUUUAAAAAAAGAAGUGUUAUCACUAGUUAAAUCCUUUAAAACAGAAAAAAGCAUAAACAAUGUUAAAACCUUUGAAAUAUCUCAAAAUGAAAAUUUAGAGAAAAAUUAUAAAAAUGAAGAUAUUAUAAAAAUUAAUAAAGACAUAAAUACUUUUAAGAAUACAAAAAAUAAUACGACAGAUAUUGCUGAUGAUAAAGUAAAACAAACAUUUCAAGAGUUUGAUGAAAAUCUAAUAAAUUCAGAAUCAAAUAAAUAUACUAUUUUAAGAAAUAAAAAAUGUAGAAAUGAAACAGAAAUAGAAAAAUUCAAAAAAAAUAAAGAACAGUGUUUAAGUGAAGAAAAAAUCUUAGAUAAAAAGAACAAUUUACAUAGUAACAGAAGUAUAAAAAAAGAUGAAGAAAAAAACAAAAAUGAAAACACUGAAAUUUUAGAUGAAGAUACUAAUAUUAAAGUAGAUAAUAAAAUAGAAAAAUUUACUACAAAUAAUAAUAAUUUAUUGAUAAAAAGGUCUAGUAUAAGUGAUGAAAUUAACAUGGAUAAUAAAACUAACUUAAACAAGGAAAUCAACAGCAGUGAAAAUUUAGAAAUUCCUGAUGAAAAAGAACAUACCGAAUAUAUAAAAAAGGAUUCAGAAAAUUCAAAUAUCAUUAAUAAUAUAUACACAAAAAAUAUGAAUUUUUACCACAUUAAUAAUAAUAAAAAUGACAAUGAUGAAUUAAACAAAUUACAAAUAAUAAACAAUUUCAAUUAUAAGGAUGAAAAUAUGAAAUCAAAUAUUCAAAAUAAUGAAAUCAGCUAUUUGAGUGAAAAUAAUUUGACAAACAGAAAAAUAAUUUGUAAUGAAAAAAACAUUUCAUCAAAUAUGUCUGUAAUAGAUGAUAAUGUAUUAAAUAAAAUUUCUGGAAAUUAUAAUAAUUCUAGUUGCUAUUUAGAUUAUAAUUCUUAUAAUAAAUAUAUUAAUAAUAUUGAGGUUUUUAAUGAUGAUUCAUUUAAUUUAGUAAAUAAAAAUCAUUUAUAUAAUAAUAUACCAUCUUAUAAAAAUCAAAAUGAUCAAUUAAACACUCAAUAUUUAAAUAUAGAAACUCAAGGAAAUUAUAAUAAUCAAUUUUGCAUGAAUAUGUAUCAAAUAUACGAUCAGAAUUAUAUUAAAUGUUUUAAUUCAGAUAAAAAUUUUAUAAAUAGUAAUAGUUUAAAUACUACUUCGAAUACAUUAAUGACUGCAGAUACUAUGGAUACAGUUGAUUGUUCAUAUAAUAAUAUAUAUAAUAACAAUUUAACUAAUAAAAAAAAUUCCAUUUAUAUUAAAAAUUUUAAUUAUAUAAAUAAAAUGAAGGAAAACUCUGAACAAAAUAGUAGCUGCUUAGUAAAAGAUGAGCUUAUGGAACAAUAUUUAUGUUGUAAUAUUAGAGAAAAUAUAAAUAAGGAAUCAUUUGGAAGAAAUUCCGAUUGUUCAUUAUAUAAAGUUCAGAAAAAAAAAGAAAUAAUGAAAGAUAAUAUUAAUAAUAAUGAAAAUAAUAAUAUUAGAACAAAUAGUAUCACUUAUAAUGAUAAUAAAGAAAACAAUAAUAUAAAUUAUAUAGAUAAUAAUAGUAAUAACAGUAAUACUAAUAGAGAUGAGUGCAAUAUUAAUAAAAAUAAUAGUAAUAAUAAUAAUACAGAUAUAAAUAAUAAAGAUAACAAUAACACUAAUCAAAAUAAUGAUAAAAAUAAUAACAGCAAUAAUAAUGAUGAUAAAACAGAAAAAAAAAAAAAAAAUAAUAAUAAUAAUGAUAAUGAUAAUACUACUACUACUACUACUACUACUAAUAAUAAUAAUAAUAAUGAUAAUGAUAAUGAUAAUACUACUACUAAUAAUAAUAGUGAUAAUAAAACUGCAACUAAUAAUAAUAAUAUUGAAGCUAAUAAUAAUGAUAAUAAUAAUAAUAAUACUGUUACUACUACUACUACUACUACUACUACUACUACUACUACUAAUAAUAAUAAUAAUAAUAAUGAUAAUAGUGAAUUUAUUAAUAAAAAAAAUAACGAAUAUAAUCCAUCUAAAAGUUUAAAUAAAUCACAAAAGAAAGUUAAUUUAUCUUGUAUGAAAAGUGAAAGUUUAAUGAAUGAAUGUAAUGAUUAUACAUGGAAUAAUUUAUAUAUACCAAAUGAUAAUAUAAAUAAUUAUUCUACAAAAAAUAAUAUUAAAAAUUCUAAAAAUUCUACUGAUAACUUCAAAUUGUAUAACACAAAUGAUGUAAAUUCAAUUAGCUAUUUAGAUAUAGAUGAAACUAACGUAAAAAAUUAUAGUAACUUAAAGGAAAUAAAUGAAAAAAAUUAUAUAAAUAUAAAUGAAGUGAAUUCAAAAAGUUAUAUUAAUGGAAAUGAAUUUAAUUCUAGUGAUUAUAUAAAAAAUGACAUGAUGAAUUUAAAAAAAGAGAUAAAUAUAAAAAAUUCCAAAAAUGUUUAUGAUGAUAAUUUUACAUUAAAUGAAUAUAUAAACUCUAAUAAUUUAUAUGAAGAUGAAAGAAAUAAUUUUGAAGAAAAUAAAUCAAGUUUUUCUAUGUUGUACUUAUUUGGGAAAGUAAAGUUUUAUAUCAGUAUUAUUGAUAUAAUACAUAAUAAAACCAACUCUCAUGAUCUCCUAUGGGUUCCUCGAUGUUGUAAUGGAAGUUAUGGAACAUUUUUAAAAAACAAUUUUUUAAAUUUAAAUGAAAUAAAUAAAUAUAUACCUGAAGAUUAUAUUGAUAUUGAUUGCAUAAAUUUGAAAUUGAUGGAAACAAGAUUUAGCAAAAAUGUAGCUACCUCUAGAACUACAAAAAGAAAAAGAAUGAUUGAUAUAGAUAAAACUGUUUUACAUUUUUACAAAGAACACAUUAGCGAAUUUUUUAGUAAUAAAAAUAAAAUUAUUAAGUUAACAAAAAAAUUAUGUAAGUAUAAAAAAAAGAGAAAAUUUAACAACGAAACAAAUAAAAAUAACGUAGAUCAAAACUCAAAUACAUUUAAAAAUAAAAAUUCAAAAAAUCAAACGAGUAAUGAUUUUAGUCUAAAUAAAAAUAAUGAUGAUAAUAUCCCUAAUACAAAUUUGAUUAAUAAAAAUAAUGUCAAUCAAGAUUUUAUCGAUAAUAAUAACGGUAUAAUUAAAAAAAAUAUAAUUAAUAACAAUGACAUUGUAAAUAAUAAUUUAAUCAGUGAAAAUAUUAUUAAUCAUAAUUUAGUUAAUAAUAAUAUUUUUAAUAACAUAACUAAUCAUAAUUUAAUUAGUAAUCAUAUUUUUCAUAAUACGGUUAAUCAAAAUUUUAAUGAAAAUAAUGAAAUUAUUAAUGAACAUAUGAAUUAUGGUGGUAUUAAUGAUAUGUGUAAUGUAAAUACUUACUUUAACGAUUUUAAUAAUAAUUAUUAUGAUAAUUCAAAUAAUAUUAAACAUAAUUUUCAAAAUGAUUUAAAUAAAAAAAAAAGAAAAAAUAAUAUGAAACCCCAAUUAAAUUCUUUUAAUGGAGAUUCAAAUUUAAAUACCUCAUUUAAUAUGUCUAACGUAUUCGAAAGAAAUAAUUUUAUAAAUAUAUCAAAUACAUUCAUUAACGCAAAUUAUGAAAAUUCAUCUCUUCAAAAAAAUGAUUUAUUAUUAAAGCAAAAUAAUAUUGAUUUUAAUAUUUUAUCUAAGAAUUUAAAUACAAAUCCAUUUACUCAAUAA